Molecule: messenger RNA, 3322 nt
Organism: Condylura cristata (star-nosed mole)
Lineage: Eukaryota; Metazoa; Chordata; Mammalia; Eulipotyphla; Talpidae
Gene: RAD23B
Product: RAD23 homolog B (S. cerevisiae)
Exons: 10
Coding region: 411-1643 (410 amino acids)
Biological process (GO): nucleotide-excision repair; proteasome-mediated ubiquitin-dependent protein catabolic process
Cellular component (GO): nucleoplasm; cytosol
Molecular function (GO): damaged DNA binding; proteasome binding; polyubiquitin modification-dependent protein binding
Source: RefSeq, a predicted model, not a curated record
CUUGACCAGCCCGGCUCCAUCCUUCAGGUUUUUCGGGUGGGGGAGGGGGCGCGUCUCGGCGAGUCACGAUGAUGGCGGCCACCAGCCUGUGGUGAGCUAGCGGAAUUUCUGCUGGUUUCGCUGAGCCCCUCGCGCCUGCUGCAGACUCUGGCUGGCGCCGUGCGCGCGAGGAAGCACGGCGGCCCGAGCUCGCUGGGAAGGCCGCAGUCGCGGAGGCAGCGGCGCGGUCCGGGACCAGGGCUGGGGGCGAGGCCGUUCCGCGGGGCGAAUGUGACAAGCCCCCACCCCCCACCGCCUUCCUCCAGAGAGCGCGAGGAGCGCGGGCGACCCCAGGGCCCCGCCAGGCCACAGACCCCGCCCAGCGGCCAGCACCCGGAGCAGGCCCGACUGCGGAGCUGCGCGGCGGCACCAUGCAGGUCACCCUGAAGACCCUCCAGCAGCAGACCUUCAAGAUCGACAUCGACCCGGAGGAGACGGUGAAAGCACUGAAAGAGAAGAUUGAAUCUGAAAAGGGGAAAGAUGCCUUUCCUGUAGCAGGUCAAAAGUUAAUUUAUGCAGGUAAAAUCCUCAAUGAUGAUACUGCUCUAAAAGAAUAUAAAAUCGAUGAGAAAAAUUUUGUUGUUGUUAUGGUGACAAAACCAAAAGCAGUGACGACACCAGCACCAGCUACAACUCAGCAGUCAAAUGCUGCCACCACUACCACAGUUAGUUCCUCUACAGCACCAACUGUGGCUCAGGCACCAACCUCCACCCCUGCCUUGGCUCCUACUCCCACACCACCUGCAUCUAUCACUCCAGCAUCGACAGCAGCAUCUUCUGAACCUGCACCUGCUAGUACAACUAAACAAGAGAAACCUGCAGAAAAGCCAGCAGAAGCACCAGUAGUGGCUACCAGUCCAACAUCAACUGACAGUACAUCAGGAGAUUCAUCUCGGUCGAACCUAUUUGAAGAUGCAACAAGUGCACUUGUGACGGGUCAGUCUUAUGAAAAUAUGGUAACUGAGAUCAUGUCAAUGGGUUAUGAACGAGAGCAAGUAAUUGCAGCCCUGAGAGCCAGUUACAACAACCCUGACAGAGCAGUGGAGUAUCUUUUAAUGGGAAUCCCUCGAGAUAGAGAAAGUCAGGCUGUGGUUGACCCCCCUCCAGCUGCUAGUACUGUGGCUCCUCAGUCUUCAGUGGCUGCAGCUGCAGCAACUACAACAGCAACGACUACAACAACAAGUUCUGGAGGACACCCCCUUGAAUUUUUACGGAACCAGCCUCAGUUUCAACAGAUGAGACAAAUUAUUCAACAAAAUCCUUCCCUGCUUCCAGCAUUAUUACAACAGAUAGGUCGAGAAAAUCCUCAGUUGUUGCAGCAAAUUAGCCAACACCAGGAGCAUUUUAUUCAGAUGUUAAAUGAACCAGUUCAAGAAGCUGGUAGCCAAGGAGGAGGCGGUGGAGGUAGCAGUGGGGGAAUUGCAGAAGCUGGAAGUGGUCCUAUGAACUACAUUCAAGUAACACCUCAGGAAAAAGAAGCUAUAGAAAGGUUAAAGGCAUUAGGAUUUCCUGAAGGACUUGUGAUACAAGCAUAUUUUGCUUGUGAGAAGAAUGAGAACUUGGCUGCCAAUUUUCUUCUACAGCAAAAUUUUGAUGAAGAUUGAAAGGAACUUUUUUUAAAUCUCACACUUCACACCAGUGCAUUACACUAACUUUGUUCACUGGAUUGUCUGGGAUGACUUGGGUUCAUAUCCACAAUACUUGGUAUAAGGUAGUAGAUUGUUGGGGGUGGGGAGGGAGGGAACUAGGAUAUAGGGCAGGGAUAAAAGCAGUGCAUGUCUGCUUCAAUUAGCAGAUGACGCAAAUCCACACAGUGUGUAAAAUAAUAUACAACCAAAAAUCAGCUUUUGCAGGUCUUUAUUUCUUCUCUAAAACAGUAGGUAACUUUUCCUAGGUUUCACUCUUUAGUGUACUAGAUCCAGAAAUUUAGUGUAAUGCCCUGCUUUAUAUUUCUUUGACUUAACAUUGGUUUCAGAAAGGAUCUUUGCUACCUAGGAUUCUACAGUCUCUAUUUCGUGGCAACACUGGAUAAUGGUUUGUGAAAUUGGGGGGAAAAAUUGAAGCAAGUAUAUACAGAAAUACCAAAUUAUUGAUGGUUUUUGUUACUGCUUCAAAUAAGUAUAAAUCUAAUAUGUAAGAAAGCCCAUUCUUUCAUGUUAAAUACUGGGGUGGGGGAGGGAGAAGGGGAACCUUUACUUAAAAUGAAAAUAAUUACUGCUAUUUUAAAAUUUCCUGGUCAUUGAAUGUGAUACCUUUCUAACUUGAUUUGAAAAGCUGUACAAGCAAUAGGCAGAGUUAUUUUCCUGUUUACAUUUUUUUUUGGGGGGGUAGGGUUGUUUUGGGAGAAAAUUGAUAGGUGUCUAAUUACUGUUUACUUCAUUGUUAUAUUGCAGUAAAAGUUUUAAAACCACCAUUGCAUGUUGCUUUUGAUGUAUCCCUUUGUGAAAUUAGCACUUUGGGGCCAAUGGAGAAUUGCAUCAUUCACUCUCUUCCCCUUCCCUCAGCAGACAUGUGUUUGUCAGCAAGUCGUGAGUUCAAACUGCUGCCUUUUUUAAAAACCCACAAAAUGCUGAUUCAGUUUAAAAAUAAUGCAAAUGUUUCAAACUGGGUUUCUGAUAUUUGUAAAUGUUUUUCCUUAUACGAAUGUAUGACCAUUAAAGUCGUCAGGAUAUAAGAUUUUCAAAAAGAUGGUGGACAGAACUAUAAUCCAGAAUCUUUUAUUGUGUCAGGAAGACUGGUGAAAUCUUUUGGAAGGGUUGGAGCUGGAAAAGUACUUUGGAAAAUAUACAAUCAAGAUAUCUCAUGGCAUAUUAAAAAGAAAUCUUAAUAGCAGUGUUGGCUUUUAUUUGGGUUUUUUUAAUCAGUUUUUUUUUAAUCUCCUUCAUUGGCAUUUGUUACUUAAUCAUAAAUGGGGCAGAUGUAUAUUUGUUCAGUUUUCAAAUCAUUUUUCCCCUGAAUAUAAGCAAAGACUCUUUAAAGAAAAUACUAUUGGCUUUUUUUCCUACCAUCUGAUACUAAGAAGAUGAAUUUGCACAGAUUUCUCGCUGCACAUCUCUUGCAGUAAUCCUUAGCAGAUGACAACUCUUAUGUUUUUACGUCUUGCAUUCAUGACCUGUCUCCUAUGAAAAUAAAUGAAACCAUGGCUUCUCUUUACUGUUACAUAGUUUUAAUCUUCAUGUAUUUAUUCCAUAAACAUGUCAGGCCUUUGGACUUUGUAUUACCUGUAUGCUUUAUAAUGGAUAUGCAAAAUGUCUCAGGAGAAUAAAAUAAGGAUUCAUAAAUA